AUGGAAGAUACAGAGGAUGCUGAACGAUUAGAAUUGGGUGAUUUCAAAGAUAAGACAUGCUUGACCAUUUCCGAAGUUGCCCAUAUUCUCCAACGAAAGAAGGAGGAAUUGGAAAAGGAACAAUCCGAUUUUAUUAAUGAUAUUUUCGAUAAAAGCAUUUCAUAUUCUAAACGAUUUGGAGGUGGAUUGAGUUACGAGAGUGCUCUCGAUAUCAAAACAACACUGGCAAGACAAACUUUGGCAUUGAAAGACUCCCAAGACAGGAAAAAGCUUGUGUCGUUCCAAAUUGCACAACUUGCAAAUCUAAUGCCAGGUGAUGCAGAAGAAGCCAUCACCCUCAUUCCAAGUUUAAGAGUUUUUGAUGAAUCUGAGAUUGAAAAGAUACUCAAAGAUAUGGAAACUAGGAAAGGUUAUUAA
This is a messenger RNA of Naegleria lovaniensis, 417 nucleotides long. RefSeq lists its product as uncharacterized. The transcript has a single exon. Gene Ontology annotation, biological process: nuclear-transcribed mRNA catabolic process, deadenylation-dependent decay; mRNA export from nucleus in response to heat stress; transcription initiation at RNA polymerase II promoter. Gene Ontology annotation, cellular component: P-body; RNA polymerase II, core complex. NCBI's taxonomy places the organism in Eukaryota, Heterolobosea, Eutetramitea, Acrasida, Naegleriidae. Bases 1 to 417 code for a protein of 138 amino acids. The record is from RefSeq and is a predicted model, not a curated record. Gene Ontology annotation, molecular function: nucleotide binding; translation initiation factor binding.